Molecule: messenger RNA, 3157 nt
Organism: Pezoporus occidentalis (night parrot)
Lineage: Eukaryota; Metazoa; Chordata; Aves; Psittaciformes; Psittacidae
Gene: FOXR1
Product: forkhead box R1
Exons: 5
Coding region: 771-2012 (413 amino acids)
Biological process (GO): regulation of DNA-templated transcription
Cellular component (GO): nucleus
Molecular function (GO): DNA-binding transcription factor activity; sequence-specific double-stranded DNA binding
Source: RefSeq, a predicted model, not a curated record
ACUGAGUAUGAAGCUACACAGUGUUUGCUUUAGCCUGCAGACGGAUUGAAGACAGGCAGCUGCCCACCUCUCCCAUGGCGGAGCUCUGAAGAAUUAUCACUACUUCACAGAGCAGACAUGACAUCAGGCUCUUGGGACAGAGACAGUAACAUAAGGGCAGCAUUGAAGCGAUUGCAACACAAAGGAGAUAUAUGAAGGACUUAAAGCAUGGCCCAGAGUCCUCAAAGCAAGGACUGCAUGAUCCAAACAUGGAGCUACAGGCAGCACGUAUGACUUGGACAGCAAGAGCUCCCAGCAGAGCUCCGUGCAUGGGCAGCAAGCGCACCACGAGCACAGGGGACAUCUCUGCUGCUCGCAGAAACCCACAUCCCUUCUAAUAGACCAACGAUGCAGGAAAACCAAGUAGCUGCGUGAGCAAGAGAGCAUGGCCGAGCGUGGCAGAAAGGAGACGAUGUCUCUUUAAAUGUGACUAGAGUGUUGUCAAUGGAUCUGCCACGGUAGAGGAGUUAAUCCCCCCCCAGCCCCUCUCAGCCACUGUGAUGGGAUAAUUAGAUGCGAGGGCUCAGCGCAGAUGAUGCUCCAGUUGCUUAGCAACUAAUGGUUUCCACAGCAACGGCAAAGCACAGCCUUCGGAGCAGUAAGUGAGCAGUGCAGCAGGGCAGGGAAGGAUGCCUUAAACUCCUGCACUGAUCCUCUCCUCCAGAAUCACUCCGAGGCCUUGAGGUCCUGCUGCCCUCGGCACCCAAAGGUACCUUUGGCACCCAAAGAAAAUGGACUUGAGUUUCCAAAACAAGGCAUUUUGGGAAAGCCUGCACUUACAACAUGGCCUUGAGGACUGGGACAUGGCAGAGGAGCUCAAACUCACCAGCACUGAAGAAAUCCGGCAAGGUCGGGGUGCUCAGCCCCAUCUGUGGAUGUGGGUAAACCCCAGCCUGGCCUGUCCCCUUCCUGGGAGCCCUGGAUCAGACCCAGCCACAUCCAAAAGCCUCGUGUCCUCAGUUGCUGGUGCCACAGGAAGCUCCUCUCUGAACACAUCGUGGGACAACUCCUGCUCCGACUUGGACUGCUCCAAGGAGGAUGUGCUGUCACCCUCCAGUAAGGCUAGAAAGCUUACUGCGGAUGAAGCUGCUUCAUGUGUGGACAUCCCAGUUCCUCAGGAGAUGCCGAAAAGUCCUGAAGUCAGGAUGAUGCUGGUGCCUUGGAAAUCCACAGUCCUCAGUCCUCAGAGCAUGAAGCUCAAGUGCCCCAGGCAGAUGAGUGCCAAAAUUGAGGGGGGCUGGCCCCGUCCCCCCCUUAAUUACUGCACCCUCAUCAGCAUCGCCCUGUGCAACAGUGCGGGUGGCAGUCUGACUGUACAGCAGAUCUACCAGUUCACACGGCAGCACUUCCCAUUUUUUCAGACCGCCCCGAAGGGCUGGAAAAGCACGAUCCGGCACAAGCUGUGCUUCAGCAGCUGCUUCGAGAAAAGUACCAGCUCCACGGGCGCCAAAGGAAACCACAGGUCCUGCCUGUGGAAACUGACUCCAGGAGGAUGCAGAAAGUUUCAGGAGGAAGCACAGGCCCUGACUAAAGAGGCGCUCGACUUGGUGUGCCAAAGCAUGAGCAACCCGGGUACGAUUCCAAGGGCAGGAGCCCUGCAAACAGCAGGGCACAUCAGGUUUUACGAGGUUCCUGCAGCAGGAGAGCACCCAAGCACUAUGCAGCCCCCAGCACUGGGGGACACUGCUCUGGGAGGUGACACCAGAAACUUGGAGAUCCCUGCAGAGAUGCUCCACAAGCAGGACUCGGUCAUCGGGCUGGCCAAGAGCCCAACACAGCAAGACAAAGCCAACCAGGCUGCUUUCAAACACAGACCUGUCAUCUCAGUCCCUGCAAUAGCUGGCAGUUUAAUAUGGGACAGGACUGUGGCUGCAGCAUCAGUGCCUGAGCAGUUGUUUUGGCCCAAGUACCUACCCCAACUUCUUCUCACUUUCUCUUUUGCAGAUCUGCUGAGCUCUCUGUUUGGGCUAUGAUUCCUUCUGGCUCCCUGCUUCUGAAAGAUGGGCCAUGUGCUUUCAAACCAAGCCUGUUUUCUGAGGUGGUGCCACAGGUAGCUUCACAAGAACCACAUGUGGAAAUUAUGGGCAUUGUGACAUAAGGACUCAAAUUUAGAAGGGGGGUGGACGGGACAGAAGAAAGAUGGUCAAUACUUCAUUUCCUUCAUUAAGGUGAGUUUCUGCCAGCCGCAUGAGUUGCAGAGGCAUUCUGGCACCCGCUAUGCCUGUAACACAAAGUCCUCCAUGCACGCUGCUGCCUCUCACAACGCUCCUGCAGUGCAGAGAACUGAGCUGCGGGAAUAGGUUAAUCUGUGUCUUAACAAAGCACCUCAGGCCAGUGGCACAGAAUGCUUUACCUGGCUGGGAGUGCAGAGUCCCUACCACACAGAUGUUAUUCCAAGCCCACGUGCCUGCCCCCCGCACUGCAAACCCAGUGGGCAGGGAUCCACAUCACUGCUAGGCUGGAGGCUGGCUCCUUUCACCUGCGUGUCCACAGGAGCACGAAGGAACAGACACACUAAAAGGGAUUUGACAGAGUCUAAAUGUGCACAUUAGGGUGGUACCUCUUUUCCUGAGCAGCAUACAAACCACCCUGCAGAGCAGCUCUGCACCGCUGGGCGCUAAUGCCACCCGAGGCACUGCAGGAGUGCAGGAUGGCUGUCAGUCCCACAUGCGACAGCACGGGUUGUCUGUCUGUGUGUCCGAGCAGGACCUGACAUAAGGUGAACAGUCUCUGAAGGCCUCGGCUGCCCUGGAUGGCACCACUGAGGUAACCUUGUGGCUCCAGUUUGAUGCUCGCCUCCCGUCGGGCCAGGCUGGAAUUACAGAAUCAAUCAGGUUGGAAACGACAUUCAAGUUCAUCAAGCCCAACUUCUACCCCAGGACCGCCAAGGCCACCGCUAAACCAUGUCACUACGGGCCUUAUCUUAGGGUUUUCUGAACCCUUCCAGGAACGAUGAUUCCACCACUGCUCUGGGCAGCGUUUUCCAGUGCUCGGCUCCCCUUUCAGGGAAGAAAUUCUCCCUAAUACCCAGUCUAAAGCUCCCGCAGACCACGAGUAUCCCCUGCUCUCACUGAACACAACCCCCACACACUUCAGAUGCGCUCAGAGGUGCGGAUGG